This is a messenger RNA of Macadamia integrifolia, 955 nucleotides long. RefSeq names its product thylakoid lumenal 16.5 kDa protein, chloroplastic. Gene Ontology annotation, biological process: photosystem II repair. The transcript has 4 exons. The record is from RefSeq and is a predicted model, not a curated record. Bases 62 to 778 code for a protein of 238 amino acids. Lineage: Eukaryota; Viridiplantae; Streptophyta; Magnoliopsida; Proteales; Proteaceae.
AUCCUCUUCUUCCCAUACCUCCCUAGUACCUCACCUAUUAUUUUCCCAACAAACAAAAACAAUGGCAAAGACCCUCCUCUCUACUACUGCAAACUCACUUCUUCCAUCUUCUUCUUCUUCUUCUUCUUCUUCUUCUUCUUCAGCGACGAUAACAACAACUCCAGCAUCGGCAACCAUUUUUUUUCUCAAACACAAUGUGAAAAGUCACAGCUCUGUUAUUGUUGCUCUCUGCAAGGAAGGCUCUGAGUCCCAAAUUCCUUCUUCAAUUCUCACAAGACGAAGCCUCGCUUUCUGCCUUACUGCCACAUCCACUCUCUGCCUUUCUGGCUUCUCCAAUGCCAACGCUGCUAUCUUGGAAGCGGACGAUGACGUGGAGCUUUUGGAGAAGGUCAAGAGAGACCGAAAGAAGAGGCUUGAGAAACAAGGAGUCAUCAAGUCAUCGAAAGCAGAAACAGCUUAUCUGCAAGAUGUUGUGUACAAGCUCAGUAAAGUGGGUCAAGCGAUAGAUAAUAAUGAUCUUUCAGUAGCUAGUUCAGUUCUCGGGUCAAGUACAGAUGCAGAAUGGGUCCGAAAGGUCAAUGCAGCUUUCUCCAAGCUGAGCUCCAGUCCUGAAGAAAAGACUGUGGUCGAUACAUUCAAUUUGUCAUUGGCUUCCUUAAUUUCAUCAGUCAUUCAGAAGGACAUUGAAUCCUCCAAAAGAGCUUUUGUGUCUUCUGCCAGUGCACUGGAGGAAUGGACAGCACUGACUGGACUGGUUGAACAGCUUAAAGGCCUUUGACAGGAAGCAGGAUUCUGGCUCUUGUUAAUUCUUUUUCCCCUCGUUUUCCUAGAGGAUUGACAAAAAUAUCUUUUGGGUUUCUUCACAUUCUUGAAUUGUCACCUGUUUCUUUUCUUGAUUAGACCCUAAACAACCUUUUAAUUCAAAUGUCAAUGAUAAACUGCCAUAUUUCUUUUA